AUGGCUCAGCUCUUCCAAUGGCGGCUGCGCUACUGCCAACUGCGAGCCCUCCACCCCGUGGGUCGCUUCUACGCCAUUGCACUGGCCCUGAGCAUCCCGCUGGCGUUCAUGCUCUUUGCCGCACACCGGGACCUGGUGACGCGCGCGCAGGAGGGCGGGGCAAGCUGGCUGACGUCAGCGGAGCCGAGGUUGACGUCAGCGCGGCGAUACGGGACAAGGAUUGGUGGGGUCGGGCAGGAGUUGGGCGGGGAAAUGUUGGAAGGGAGAGAAGUCAUUGAGUAUAAGUAUACGUUUGAGAGAAGCACCACGGUGCGGCCUGCUGGGAUUGGCUGGCCGUUUGGGCGGGCGGGGAUCGCGGGGAUCGUUUCCAAGUUGCUACAAAUGACCAGUCCUGCAAAGUCAGCGAAAAACAGCAUAGAUUCUGCUGAGCAGUUGGGAGGCCCGCUGAGAGUCUACAUGUACGAUCUUCCGGCGCAAUUCAACUGGGGCAUAAUAGACAAAAGUUGGGAACAUUCUCGAUUCUCAAACACUACCAAUGGCGUGAACAUAGGUGGAAUCAGCUAUCCUUUGUACCCGGGCAGCGUUUCAAGAAAGCAGCACAGCAUCGCUUUCUGGCUGACGUUGGAUCUACUGUCAGCUGCGCACCACAAUGCAACUAGAGCGAACUGGGAAAGAGCGGCCGUCAGGGUGGCGGACCCAAAAGAUGCUGACGUGUUUUUUGUGCCGUUCUUCUCGAGCCUGAGUUACAACGGAAACUCGCACAGAAGCAUCAUGGAACAGAGGAGCGUACAGCUGGCUUUCGUUGAUUGGCUGACGCAGCAGCCCCCCUGGAAGGCGUCCGGCGGCUCGGACCACGUGAUCCCCGUGCACCAUCCUAACGCGCUGAAUCUGUGCGCGCACAUGCUGCGCAGCGCGCGCUUCAUUGUGGCGGACUUCGGACGCCAGCCGCGAAAGGUCUCUAACGAAGCAAAGGACAUCGUCGCGCCGUAUAAGCACAUGGUGCCCACGUACGUGGAGGAUUCCGCCGGUUGGGAAGCCCGCAAGAGCCUUCUCUUCUUUCAGGGCCAGCUGCAGCGGAAAGCGGGCGGCGCCGUCCGGCAGGAGCUGCUCGGCGUGCUGGGCCGGGAGACGGGCGUCGUGAUGCAGCCCGGGCGGCCCAGCUCGGUUGGCGUGGCCGACGCGGCGACACGGAUGCGCGACUCGCGCUUCUGCCUCAUGCCCGCGGGUGACACCCCGUCCUCGUGUCGCCUUUUCGACGCCAUCGCUAGUCACUGCGUCCCGGUUGUGGUGAGCGACCAACUCGAGCUGCCCUUUGAGGACGUUCUCGAUUAUACCCGGUUCGCGAUCUUCGUUCCGGCGGAACGCGCCGUUCAGCCGGGGUAUCUGGUCGGGACGUUGCGGAAUGUCACGCAAACAGAGUGGGAGGCCAUGUGGCAGCGCCUGAAGGAGGUGGACAAGUACUUUGAGUACGGCUACCCCCCUCAACGGUUUGGCAGCGAGCAGAUGAUCUGGCAAGCGAUCGGUCGAAAAGUUCGCGGGGUCAACCGGGGGCACAACCGGCGGAGACGGCGCGAGGUACUAGGAUUGCCGCCGUGA
Messenger RNA from Klebsormidium nitens, 1596 nucleotides. The record is from the annotation of a GenBank genome assembly. NCBI's taxonomy places the organism in Eukaryota, Viridiplantae, Streptophyta, Klebsormidiophyceae, Klebsormidiales, Klebsormidiaceae.